This is a messenger RNA of Exophiala bonariae, 2262 nucleotides long. RefSeq lists its product as uncharacterized. The record is from RefSeq and is a predicted model, not a curated record. The coding region runs from base 1 to 2262 and encodes 753 amino acids. The transcript is spliced from 2 exons. Gene Ontology annotation, cellular component: membrane. Gene Ontology annotation, biological process: fungal-type cell wall biogenesis; transmembrane transport. Lineage: Eukaryota; Fungi; Ascomycota; Eurotiomycetes; Chaetothyriales; Herpotrichiellaceae.
AUGCAGUUCCGAUCAAGCUUCUCCCACCUCAUUACUCUCCUCACAGUUUUGUCCCUCUCGCCCUUGAUAUCCGCCAAAAACAUCAUCGAAUCGAAUUCCUUAAACUCGUGCAAGGCGGGCACAAACAACUUCACUGCAAGCUUGUUUAAUGUUUCUUAUACUCCCGACAGUGGUGUGGUCCUUGUCAACAUCAAUGGCGUGUCAUCGAUUGUUGGAUACAUCAAGGCCCAGGUCGAACUGAUCGCUUAUGGCUUCACCAUUCUCAACCAGACUGUCGACCCUUGUGACAUGGGCCUGGCUGGUUUCUGCCCUAUGAAGGCCGGUCUCCCCAUCACCCUCGAAACAACUUUUACUGUGGGCAACGAUAUUGCCAAGAAUAUUCCAGGCAUUGCAUACAGUGUACCCGAUCUUGAUGGUGUUGUUCGGGUCUAUGUUCAUUCCAAGGAUGACAAUUCCAUCAUCGCAUGCUUGGAAGCCGAGUUGUCCAACACGAAAUCCGUGUAUCAAGCUGCCGUUGGCUGGGCUACCGCUGUUAUUGCCGGCUUGGGUCUGGUAACAGCUGGCAUCACCUCAGGAUUAGGACAUCCAAACACUGCCGCUCACGUGGCUGCCAAUGCGGUCUCGCUCUUUGGCUUCUUCCAAGCUCAAGCUAUCAUUGGUAUGACUUCGGUCUCUAUGCCCCCAAUUGUGCAAUCAUGGACACAGAACUUCCAAUGGAGCAUGGGUAUCAUCCGAGUCGGCUUCUUGCAAUCCAUCGCAACUUGGUACCAACGAGCAACCGGUGGCACUCCCACUACCUACCUAUCAACCCUGAGCUAUUUCUCCGUGCAAGUCCAGAAGCGUUCCAUCAGACGAUCUCUCGAUGCCAUGGCUUCUUUUGCCAACGCCGGUCUUCGAUCUUAUGCCAAACGAGAAACAUCGACAGCAACAGACAACGUCAAAAUCGUUCGUGGGAUUGACAGGGUGGGUUUCCGUGCCGGUAUCGAACAAACCAAUAUCUUCAUGACUGGACUGAUUUUCUUCGUCUUCAUCCUUUUCUUGGCUGUGGUGCUUGUCGCACUCUCAAAGGUCCUGCUUGAUAGCUUUGCCAAGGCUGGUUGGAUGCAAUCCGAGAGAUUCUCCGAGUUCAGAAAUGGAUGGAAAAUCGUCAUCAAGGGCAUCGUGUUCCGAUUGGUUCUUCUUGGAUUCGUCCAAAUGUCGAUAUUGUGCUUAUGGCAACUCAUCGAACGUGACUCGGCUGCUGAGGUGGUCCUCGCUCUCAUCGUCUUUCUCUCGAUGGCCGGUGCUUUGGGAUUUGCCUCUUGGAAAGUCAUCUCCCUCGCCAAAAAGUCGGUUGAAAUGCACAAGAACCCAGCAUACAUCCUGUAUUCCGAUCCCGAGUGUCUCAACAAGUGGGGUUUCCUCUAUGUUCAAUACCGCGCUACCGCUUACUACUUUGUUGUGCCUUUCUUGGGAUACAUUCUCUUCAAGGCCAUCUUUAUCGCCUUCGCCCAGAAAUCCCCUGUUGCUCAGGCUGUUGGAUUGCUGGUUGUUGAAGCGGUUGCACUGAUUGGUGUCAGCGUUCUGAAGCCAUGGAUGGACAAGAAGACAAACAUUUUCAACAUCUCCAUUGCCUCAGUCAACUUCCUCAACGCCAUCUUCCUCUUGAUCUUCUCUGAUGCAUUUGGUCAACCGCCUAUGGUCUCUGGUGUGAUGGGUGUUAUUUUCGCCCUUUACAACAUCAUCUUUGCCGCGGUCCUACUUGUGUUGGUUCUCAUUGCCUCAAUUUACGCCAUCGCUUCGAAGAAUCCUGAGGUUAGAUAUCAACCUAUGCGUGAUGACCGAGGAAGUUUCAUCAAAUCUCAAGCUGCUCUCACAACAGAGUUGGAUGCUCUAGGUGCUACUGCCAGAGGCAGUGGACAAGUCUACAACAAUGACAAGACCGUCGAUGACGAUGAUUCUCUUUCGGGCGAGUCUACCAUGAAGCAACAAGCUGCGGUAUCUCAGCAAUCCAUGACCCAGAUGUAUCCCAGUCAGGACAAUGGACGACGGGGACCACAACAGUCUUAUGAUCAAGGCAACAACGGCUAUGGCAAUAAUGAUGGCUAUGGUGGCUAUGGUGGCCGACCAACAACAAAUCAAUCAUAUGACCGCAGCAACAGCAGUCUAAGCAACCAGUACGCUCCACCACGAUCUGCUCAUUCAGGAUAUGCACCUCAAUCGGGAGCAUUCCGUCAACAAAACAAUGCCAGUCCUUGGCAACGAGGUGCAGGAUAUGAUUGA